AUGCGCUCAUUGGUGGCUCUCGUGUACAUGGCUUCGGUUAUUUUGAGUGUUUUCACUGAGGAGAUUGAAAAUGAUAAAUCGUCACCGAACAAGAGAUAUUAUUCAUCGUUCGCGAAACGUUAUUAUGGGCCGUCGAGAUUUGCAUUCGCCAAGAGAUUUGAUUCCGAUAUUGAGGAUAAUAAUGAACUGGAGAAAAGAGCGAUGAGAUUUGCGUUCGCGAAGCGAUUUGCAUUCUUGGGACAUGCGCCUCUUUCGUAUAAUGCAUUUGCAUAA
Messenger RNA from Anisakis simplex (herring worm), 273 nucleotides. NCBI's taxonomy places the organism in Eukaryota, Metazoa, Nematoda, Chromadorea, Rhabditida, Anisakidae. The record is from the annotation of a GenBank genome assembly.